AUGGGUGGAGUUGUGAGAAUAAGGCUUGGUCUUUGGGAAAACACUGAUGUGGAGAUUUUGGAGGAUACUGCUCAACAAAUCACAGCUAAACUGUUUUUUAAGGAUUUGGAUGGAAAUGUGGUUGUCACUAUGAUGUAUGACAAGUGUGCUGCUAUUGAAAGAUUAGGACUAUGGGACAGUCUGUAUAGUCUAGCAGACAGGAUUAAUUUGCCAUGGUUAAUAGGUGGAGACUUUAAUGUAAUCUUGAAUGGGGAGGAGAAGAUUGGAGGGUUGCCUGGUUUUCCUCAAGAAUAUGAAGAUUUUGCACUCUGUGUUAAUUCUUAUGAGCUGACCGAUAUUAACUUCAAAGGUAGUCCUUUCACUUGGUGGAAUGGUAGAACUACACAAAAUUUUGUCAAACCAUUCAAGUUCUUAGAUUUCUGGACUGAGCAUAAAGAUUUUACUGAUGUGAUUAGGCAACAUUGGCAAGCUACUAAUACAACUGAUGUUUUCUUAUCAUUUAAGCAGAAGCUGAAGAGUGUGAAAACUGCUUUAUCACAGUGGAGCAAGCAUACUUUUGGUGAUAUUUUCAAGCAGUUGUGCAUUAGAGAGGAUAUUGUAAGAGUUAAAGAAGAUUUGUUUGAGGAAUUCUCCACAGAAGGUAACAUAAUGAUUCUUCAAAGGGCUCAAGCUGAACUACAGAAGUACUUGCAUUAUGAGGAGGAAUUUUGGAGAUAG
Lycium barbarum (goji berry) is the source of this 717-nucleotide messenger RNA. RefSeq lists its product as uncharacterized. NCBI's taxonomy places the organism in Eukaryota, Viridiplantae, Streptophyta, Magnoliopsida, Solanales, Solanaceae. The transcript has 3 exons. The coding region runs from base 1 to 717 and encodes 238 amino acids. The record is from RefSeq and is a predicted model, not a curated record.